ACCUUCUUCAAUGGCCAACUGAAUCACAUGUACUAUUGAUUGGAAACAGCGACUUUGUAUCCAAAACCAAUACGACACCGUCGAACUUAAUAAUUCUUCACAUUUGUUAUUAAUUAUUAUAGAUACAACCAAAUUACCAGGUCAACUUAUAAAAUUCCCCAAGAAAUCUCCAAGUCGGCAACAUUAACAGGAGAGGUAAUAGAGCCGAUCCUCUAAGUACGGGCUUGUUGUUAGCUCUACUAAAUCCUGCUCAUCUCAUAUAACAACAAUACUACCCUGGCAGCUAAGCCUAGUACCCUAUCGAACCGACAACCAUGAAUACUACAAAGAGAAAAUUCAACGCCUUGUUACAAGGGAUCGGCGCAAAGCCAAUACCUCCAUCACCAGCAGCAGUUGAACAGACAAACAAAUCCUCUUCAUCUCUCGACAGACCUUCGACUCCAACCGCGAAAUUAAUACCCAACGAUAUAACAACACCGACGCCGACACAGACACAGACACAGACACAGACACCAGGAAUGGCUGGUAUAGAUAUACCCACAACCCCAAGCAAUUUUCUAAGUAAACGCCGACGCGUAGGCGUGCUUGAAUCGACGACGGGAAAUGAAAAACCAAUUGGAACCAAAACCACGAUUUCAAAUGUUGUAUUGAAGAAAUGGACACCAGGAGGUAGCACGAUUUCUCCUAGCAAAGGAACGAAAAACGAACCACCAAAAUACUGCCCCGGCGAUCGUGACGAGUUAAUAAGGCGACUAGGGACAUUUCAAGAAUUAACAGAAUGGACACCCAAGCCAGAUAAGGUCAAUGAAAUCGAAUGGGCUAAGAGAGGCUGGGUCUGCCAGGGAAAGGAGCGUGUACGAUGCACUUUAUGUCACAAAGAACUAGUAGUCAGGAUCAACAAAAGGGAAGAGGACGGCAAGGAAGUCCCGGUUAUUGUUGGUUCGGAUAUCGAGCAAGCCUUAGUUAAGAGGUUUGUCGAAUUGAUUGUUCACGCGCAUCAAGAAGAUUGCUUAUGGAGAAAACGAGGCUGCGACGAUUCUUUGCUCAGAUUACCUCUGGCGAGUCCUCCGACAGCUCUUGCGUCCCUCCGUCAACGAUAUGAUGAUCUUUGUGCGCGACAAUCCUUCCUCCCCUACUUGUUUAACCUACGUCUGCCAGCAAAUCUCGAUCUGCAAGCCACCAAAUCUCAACUCACACCAACUUUCUUUACCGAUCCUCCGCCACCUAGUACAAACCCUUCAGCCCCGAACGAUGUAGCUCUAGCCCUAGCCCUUACAGGUUGGCAAGGUCUUACAAACCCACGUGUUGGCGCAGUACCAAAUUCAGCGACUUGUGCAACUUGUUUACGACGUCUGGGUUUAUGGAUGUUCAAGAGCAAAGAGGUGGAUGAAGCUACAAACCAGAUCCUUGUUCCAGCUCCUAUGGACUACCUUGAUCCUGUGCGCGAGCAUCGGUUUUUCUGCCCUUGGAGAAAUGCCAUUGCCCAGCACAACCCAGGUGCCAAAACAUCGGACAACAAGACCGCUUGGGAGGUUCUAGUUCAAACAAUCAAGAAUCACUCUUACCUUCGCGCACAAGCAGAGAAGAGCACCUUGCGUUCUAUUCUCCAUCGACCCACAGCAUCAGUUCCGAUAACACCGACUAAGGGAGGAAAGGCAGACCGAGAUGAAGGAUCACCCAUGCUAGGAUCAGAGGCAGGCGAUGACGAGGAAGACACAACCGCCAGAGAUGCAAAGGACAAGGAAAGAUGGGCACGGCUAAGAAGGGUGAAGAGCCUAUUUGAUACAAAGAACGGAAAGAAAUUACGACGAACGCUGAGUCGACCGGGUACAGCUUCGAGCCGGCCCCCUACCGCACACUCUCGACAAGGCAGCGUACCACCUGAGACAGCCGGAGAGAAGAAAUAAAGGGAACACAUCAUAAUGGUAUAAAUUGUGUUUCGGGGUGUUGAACAAACACUCGUGUACUAACUAAUGUGUUAAUAUUGUAAGGAUACCCAGACCUACCUGUGUAUAUCACCAUUAGCCUAGCGAAUGUCUAUUUGGAAUAAUCUUGAUUUAUAUGGAAUGUCUCUUUGAUCAAAUACAGAUUCGAAACUGCGGCGUGCCAAUUCCCCUGGUGAUCACUACUUCCCCUACGAAGUUCCUUUCAAUGCGCUUUCGAAGUAAUCAAACUCGUGUUACUACUAUUCCAUUAAAAAAUAGUCUGCUUUCGUUAGUGAGAUACACAAAGACGACAGUCUUUGUGUUGGCUAAAUAUGACAAAUGACUUGUCUAGUGAGUUGGAGUAUUAGUAAACAUUGUAUUCGUAAUCC
Hypoxylon trugodes is the source of this 2314-nucleotide messenger RNA. Its product is annotated as zf-C3HC-domain-containing protein. Lineage: Eukaryota; Fungi; Ascomycota; Sordariomycetes; Xylariales; Hypoxylaceae. Gene Ontology annotation, molecular function: zinc ion binding. The transcript is spliced from 2 exons. Gene Ontology annotation, cellular component: nucleus. The record is from RefSeq and is a predicted model, not a curated record. Bases 315 to 1907 code for a protein of 530 amino acids.